Messenger RNA from Sodiomyces alkalinus F11, 3470 nucleotides. Its product is annotated as vacuolar protein sorting-associated protein 35. Lineage: Eukaryota; Fungi; Ascomycota; Sordariomycetes; Glomerellales; Plectosphaerellaceae. The transcript is spliced from 4 exons. Gene Ontology annotation, biological process: intracellular protein transport; retrograde transport, endosome to Golgi. Bases 336 to 3098 code for a protein of 920 amino acids. Gene Ontology annotation, cellular component: retromer, cargo-selective complex; late endosome; retromer complex. The record is from RefSeq and is a predicted model, not a curated record.
AGCAGGCAAAGCCCCACACCUUCCUACGUGAUACCCUUGGUCCAGCCCUUCCAACACCAUCCAUCGCCAUCCUCGAGCUUACCCAGACCCGUUCGCAACGCCUAGCCAGGCACUUUUCAUCUGAGAGUUGCUUACCUCCGAACCAAUUGCCCCUCUGACCUAUUUCCGGGGCCGUCCCCCGUUCUCCAUGCCCGUUUGCUUGAUUACUGCUUCCUCCCCUCUACCUCUACCUCUACCUCUGCCUCUACCUCUACCGCCAACCUGAGCUUCCCGCAGCAACCACUUCCCCCCCUCCUCCCUAGAACGCCCAGCUGGCCUCUCGACGCGUCACGGCCAUGUCUGCGACACCCGCGCCGCCGGAGGACCAGGCCCGUCUGCUGGAAGAUGCGCUGAUUGCCGUCCGCCAGCAGACGGCUCUCAUGCGGCGAUGUCUCGACACCCCGGGUAAACUGAUGGAUGCUCUGAAGUGCUGCUCUACACUCGUCUCCGAGCUCCGCACCAGCAGCCUUGGCCCGAAACAAUACUACGAGCUCUACAUGGCGGUGUUCGAUGCCCUACGCUACCUCUCCGUCCACCUCCGCGAGAAUCACCCGGUAAACCACCUAGCAGACCUCUACGAACUCGUCCAAUAUGCCGGAAACAUCAUCCCUCGUCUCUAUCUCAUGAUCACCGUCGGCACCGCCUACAUGUCCAUCGAAGAUGCCCCGGUGAAGGAACUCAUGAAGGAUAUGAUGGACAUGAGCCGCGGCGUCCAGCAUCCCGUUCGUGGCCUCUUUCUCCGAUAUUACCUAUCCGGCCAGGCCAGGGACUACCUACCCACCGGCGACGGCGACGGUCCCGAGGGCAACCUGUCCGACUCGAUCAACUUCAUCCUCACCAACUUCGUCGAGAUGAACAAGCUCUGGGUGCGCCUGCAACACCAAGGCCACUCCCGCGAGAGAGAGCAGAGGAUCAAGGAGCGGAAGGAGCUCCAGCUCCUCGUGGGCAGCAACAUCGUCCGCCUCAGCCAGCUCGUCGACCUCGAGACCUACAAGACCAGCAUCCUCGGCCCGCUCCUCGAGCAGGUCGUGCAGUGCCGCGAUGUGCUCGCGCAGGAGUACCUGCUCGAGGUCAUCACCCAGGUGUUCCCCGACGAGUUCCAUCUCCACACGCUCGACCAGUUCCUCGGCGCUGUGUCGCGCCUGAACCCCCACGUCAACGUGAAGGCCAUCGUCAUCGGCCUGAUGGAUAGGCUGUCGGACUAUGCCGAGAGGGAAGCUGCCAACAAUGGCGCCGACGAGGACAGGGAAAGAAUCGAGAGGGAGGCCUUGGCCAAGCUGCUCGAGCAGGUCAAGCUCAAGGCAGAAGAAGCAUCCGAGCAACCUGCCCCCGAGCCGCCGACGGACGACGACGCCCAAGCGGAUGAUACCAGCGACCCGCACCCGUCCGGUGCCAACGGCGAAGGACACCAACACCACCCCGGCGAGGACAAGGACGGGCGCAGAGGUGAGGAGGAUCAGGUCACACAAUCAGGGCAAUCGGCGACGGCUGGCGAGUCCGACGACGCAUCAAAGGCACAGCCCGACACGACUACUACGGCGAAUGGGUCCGAGUCUGCCGCGACCGAGGAGAAAAAGGAAGAGAAGACGGCACAGAAGGGCAUCCCGCAAGACGUCCAGCUCUACGAGAUCUUCUUCAGCCAGGUCAAAAACCUGGUCGAAGUGCAACACCUUCCCGUGCCAGACACCAUGGCCUUGCUGCAUUCCCUGACCAACUUGGCCCUCAACAUCUACCCCGACCGGCUCGACUUUGUCAACCAGAUCCUCGAGUACGCCGCCUCCAAGGUCCGGGACAACGCCAACAACGCCGACCUCCACUCGCCCGCGUCGCAGCAGAGCCUGCUGGCCCUCCUCCAAGCCCCCGUCAAGCGCUAUGUCUCGCUCUUCACCGCCCUCUCCCUCCCCGCCUACGUCCCGCUCUUCCAGUCCCAGCCCUACCCGACCCGCCGGGCCGUUGCCGGCGAGGUGGCGCGGAACCUCCUGCGAAACCGGACGAGGAUAUCGACGCCGACGCAGCUCGAGAACGUGCUCGAGGUUCUCAAGGUCCUCAUCCGGGAGGGCUCCCAACCACCGACCAACUACCCCGGCGUCACGCAGCGGAGGCCCAUCGAGACGGACGAGACCAUCGAAGAGCAAGGCUGGCUGGCGCGGAUCAUUCACCUCAUCGACGGCAAGGACAACGACACGCAGCUCAAACUGCUCCAGAUGACGCGCAAGGCCUACUCGGAGGGCAACGAGCGGAUCCGCACGACCACGUCGCCCCUCGUCACGGCGUGCAUGAAGCUGGCGCGGCGCUUCAAGGCGCGAGAACACUACGAGGACAACUGGGAAACCCAGAGCAACGCGCUGUACAAGUUCAUGCACUCGGCCAUCAGCGCGCUCUACGCCCGUGUCGGCGGGCCCGGCGCCGCCGACCUGGCCCUCCGGCUCUUCUGCGCCUCCGGGCAGACGGCGGACCAGACGGGGUUCGAGGAGGUGGCGUACGAGUUUUUCGCCCAGGCCUUCACCGUGUACGAGGAGUCCGUGUCGGAUUCCAAGGCGCAGUUCCAGGCCGUCUGCGUCAUCGCUUCGGCGCUCCACCAGACGCGCCACUUUGGCAAGGAGAAUUACGACACUCUCAUCACCAAGUGCGCGCAGCACGGGAGCAAGCUGUUGAGGAAGCCGGAUCAGUGUCGCGCUGUCUACCUCGCGAGCCAUUUGUGGUGGGCGAUGCCUCUUGCUGCUAAUGGGGAGACUGAAGAGACGGAGCUCUACCGCGAUGGAAAGCGCGUUCUCGAGUGUCUCCAGCGAGCCCUCCGUGUAGCCGACUCGUGCAUGGAGACGGCGGCGUCCAUUGAGCUCUUUGUCGAGAUUCUGGACCGCUACGUAUACUAUUUUGACCAGCAGAACGAGGCUGUCACGACGAAAUACCUCAACGGCCUCAUCGAGCUCAUCCACUCCAACCUGGCCGGUAAUCAGCAGGACUCGGCGUCGGUCGAGAAUAGCAAGCGCCAUUUCCACUCGACGCUCGAGAACAUUCGGAGUCGGCAGUACGAAGGCGUCGUGCUUUACCCUAAAUAGAGCGUCCGGCCUGUCAUGCGUGAGCACCAGCAUCAUGUGGCUGGUGCCGUGAGAGGUUGAGAAUGAUGCUGUGAGUGAAGGGGACUUUGAUUUGGGACGACGACCGCAUUUGCAGACCUACAGACAGAGGCAGAGACCGAACGAGAGAGGAAGAGAGAGAGGACGUUAGGAGGAGGAGAUAUCCGUCCUUAAUUCACUUGUCCCUAGAUUUUGUUUUAUUGUUUUCUUCUUUUCUUUUUCUUCUGUUCCGUCACCCGACGACACGGGGCAGGGACAGCCAGGGCAAAGGUUGAUCGAUGCCCAGCGCAUCGCAUUGUAAACUCAUGUACAGACUUUAUGCAGCUGAUUCCUAGUAAAGCGACCGAUUUUUAU